Trachymyrmex cornetzi is the source of this 774-nucleotide messenger RNA. RefSeq names its product matrix metalloproteinase-24-like. Gene Ontology annotation, cellular component: extracellular matrix. Gene Ontology annotation, molecular function: zinc ion binding; metalloendopeptidase activity. The record is from RefSeq and is a predicted model, not a curated record. The transcript is spliced from 3 exons. The coding region runs from base 1 to 774 and encodes 257 amino acids. Gene Ontology annotation, biological process: collagen catabolic process; extracellular matrix organization; proteolysis. Lineage: Eukaryota; Metazoa; Arthropoda; Insecta; Hymenoptera; Formicidae.
AUGCCACACGUAGUGCUGAACGAUGUCAAUAAAUUAUCACUUUUGCGAACGUUGGAAGGUGGACGAUAUCUCAGCGUAUGUUUCCGGUCGUGGGACCUGUACGAAUUUCCUCUGCUGCAAAGCACAACGAAGCAUUCGUGGGCUGUUAAAACAACGUCGCAAUUGGAAAAACCACGAUACUACGGCUACUUAAGUAAAGCUGACAACAAUACGCAAUUAUCAUUCGAAGAGGGAGAACUUAAACAGGCUAUUUCGUUGUUUCAAGAAUAUUAUCAAAUACAGGGCGAUGGUACAUUGAAUAACUAUACGUUGUAUCAGAUGCGUAAACCACGAUGUGGUCUCCCUGACAUCUACGAGUACAAUAUAGAUAGACGUAAAUGGGCGAAAACACAUCUCACGUGGAAUUUCCAGCUAGCGGAUCCACAAACCUUGCAAACUACCGAAUUCGCUGGGACACACACGUACGCUGAUCGUAGACGCAACGAAGAAAUUUGCACCUCUUCGUUAGAUGGACCUGGUGGAGUACUCGCUCACGCGUUCUAUCCUCCUACCGUUAACAAUUACAGCAGUGAAAUACACAUAGAUAGUGCAGAACCGUGGCAUAUAUAUCUAACUGACAAAUCUGCUAGUAGUAACAAGGACUAUCUGCUUAACACGUUAAUACAUGAAAUUGGACACUCAUUAGGAUUACCACACAGUUCGCGUGAAGAAUCCAUAAUGUUCGCAGUUGUCACUGCUAGAAAUAAUAAUAAAAUCGCUAAACUCAACAUAUAG